Messenger RNA from Arctia plantaginis, 1500 nucleotides. The record is from the annotation of a GenBank genome assembly. Lineage: Eukaryota; Metazoa; Arthropoda; Insecta; Lepidoptera; Erebidae.
AUGGAUCUUAAAUAUUUAAUCUUAAUGAUUGCCUUCGCGACAGUUGAAAUCAAUGUUACUGAAAGUCGUCAGAACGACAAAAGACGAUGGAAAAAUGACAAGGUUUAUUCGCACUACGUUAAUAUUUGCGAUAUACAGGACAGAGGUUCUAAAGUUCAUUGUUACUGUGAAAGCAUAAAAAUAAAAACUGCAACGAAGGCUGACUGUUGGGUAUUCAAUGGCGGUAUAGCUGAAGAUGAUCCGUUCUGGUCCAAUUUUUAUUCGCAACCGAAAAUAGAGAAAUUAACAUUUAACGUCAGAGCUGACGGCGGACUGACAUACAUACCCGCAAAAGUAAUUGUUAGAUUAGAACGAUUACAAUACCUUAAUAUACAGUAUGCAAAUAUUUAUAGUAUAUCAUCCUUUGCAUUCACAAAUUCAACAACGCUGAGAGAAAUUACCAUGCCCAAAAACAAGAUAGGCAGACUAGAAAAGAUGUCAUUUGCCCAUCUGAUAAUGCUAUCAAAUGUCAGCUUAGUAGAAAAUCAGAUAUCCGAAUUGAAACGGGAUGUGUUCUACGUCCUACCCAAUUUACAGAGGCUAUAUCUGUCGAGAAACAUAAUUAGUGUCCUUCACGACGGUUGUUUCAAACAUCUAAAUAACCUCAUAAAAUUGGACAUAGACAACAAUCAGUUGACAGUCGUCAUUAGGGAGAACUUCCAAGGCCUAUCUAAUCUGAUCACGUUGGAUAUGAGAAACAAUAAAUUAACGAUGAUAGGGGACCUUGCCUUUGCGGAACUUUGGAGUCUUCAAGAACUUUACCUGGAUGGAAACGAAAUAGAAUUUAUAUCCGAGAGAGGUUUUGGGGGAUUGACUCAACUGCGAAAACUUUCGCUAGCCGAUAAUAAGUUGGGGACAUUAGACGACGGUGUGUUAGACGAUAUUCAAAAGUUGAACGUUUUGGAUUUGAGAAACAAUAAUUUAGAUACAUUGAAACAAGAAGCCGUACAAAAUGUUUUGGAAAACUUGAAGUCGAAUUACGCAUUAAUCUCUUUAGACGGUAACAAGCUAACCUGCGACUGUCGUUUGUCCUGGCUGCACAAACUUCGAAACGAAACCAAAAGCAAGCGUGUAAAAGCUUCGCUGUCACGCCUAAGCUGUAUCAUGGACAUUAAAUCAAAUCCGUUAAGUGCGACCAAAGUAGAAAAACCACAAAAAACAAUCCAAAGUGCAUACAAGAAAGACAUAGAUUAUGAAGAAGAUGAAUUUGAAGAUAGACAUUAUGAUGAAACAAUGCAAGACCAAGAAACAGAUAUGGAUGAUACAACGAGUAAAAUAGAAUACAGACGGAAAAUACUUGCAAUACCUACAGAAAUGUUACCUUGUCCGAACCGUUUAAUAUAUGAGGCUUCUUACUCUCCACCGACACAAGAUGAGGUCAAAUAUUACAAGACUUCAUCAAGCUUGCGGAUGCAGGCAACGACUUUAAACUUGAUACUAGCAAUUGCAGCAGUAUUGUAG